AUGGCAGAUUCAAUCAAAAGUUCAAACAGUUUUCAAAAAUUAGAUAAUAUAGAUGCAAAAGAAACUUCAACAGUAGAUAGAAAAUGGGUUGCCUUAACAGCUUACCAACCUGUUGAUGUUGUAACAAAAACCGUUGAAGUUCCAAUUAUUAAGACGGUAGAGAAAUAUGUUCCAAAAACUAUUAUUCAAGAGAAAAUUAUUCAUGUCCCCAAAAAUGUUACACACAUUGUUGAAAAAAUUGUAGAAGUUCCUGAGGUAAAAUAUAUAGAAAAGAUCGUCGAAGUACCUCAUAUUCACUAUAAAAAUAAAUAUGUUCCAAAAAUUGAAAUUGUAGAAAAAGUUGUUGAACGCCAAAAAAUUAUUGAAAAAUGGCAUGAUAAGAUUGUUGAAGUACCUCAAAUUAAAGAAGUUGUUAGAUUCAAACAAAUUGAAGAUUCUGAGGAAAUCAUAAAGUAUGUACCAAGAAAUUCCAAAAACAUUGAUUGGGAAGAUGAAUAUAAAAAAUAUACUGAAAGCAAAGGAUUACAAAGAUAUAGUUUAGACCAAAAUAAUAUAUACCAACAAGCAAACUCUUUCAACCAAUUUAAUGAAAAUGCUUAUAAUCAAAAUGCAUUCAACAGAAGCUAUGAAUUAUUGAAUAAACAGUCUAGUGUUAAAUCACAAAAUAAUGCUAGUGGUGAAAAUUUCUCUCAAAUGAACUUUUACAAUCAAUACAGUGGAGCAAAUUUUGAACAAGAAAGAAGUAUUCAAGCAUCCAAUUUUGAACCAAGUGGAAGCAUGCAAUUAAAAAGAUUAUCAUCUGAAGAAAUUAAACCAGCUGGAUGUUGCUCAGCUGCCUGCACCUAA
Plasmodium reichenowi is the source of this 846-nucleotide messenger RNA. RefSeq names its product inner membrane complex protein 1c, putative. The transcript has a single exon. Lineage: Eukaryota; Apicomplexa; Aconoidasida; Haemosporida; Plasmodiidae. The record is from RefSeq and is a predicted model, not a curated record. The coding region runs from base 1 to 846 and encodes 281 amino acids.